Messenger RNA from Sorex fumeus (smoky shrew), 2664 nucleotides. It is a transcript of the gene TMEM117, whose product is annotated as transmembrane protein 117. The record is from RefSeq and is a predicted model, not a curated record. Lineage: Eukaryota; Metazoa; Chordata; Mammalia; Eulipotyphla; Soricidae. Gene Ontology annotation, biological process: intrinsic apoptotic signaling pathway in response to endoplasmic reticulum stress. Bases 72 to 1616 code for a protein of 514 amino acids. The transcript is spliced from 8 exons.
GUGGAUGGCGCAGCCGGCCGGGCCGCGAGCACACGCCGCCUCGGUAAACACUGGAAUUAAAGUUUUGAAGGAUGGGUAAAGGCUUCCGCUAUUAUUUCCAGCAUCCCUGGUCUCGAUUGAUCGUGGCUUACUUGGUGAUCUUCUUUAACUUCUUAAUAUUUGCGGAGGACCCGGUUUCUCAUAGCCAAACAGAAGCCAAUGUUAUUGUUGUUGGAAACUGUAUAUCAUUUGUAACAAAUAAAUACCCUAGAGAAGUUGCCUGGAGGAUUCUCAAGGUGCUUCUAUGGCUACUUGCCAUUCUCUUAGGACUGGUAGCUGGCAAAUUUCUGUUCCAUCAGCGUUUGUUUGGUAAGGUGCUCCGGUUAAAAAUGUUUAGAAAGGAUCAUGGAUCAUGGAUGACAAUGUUCUUCAGCACAAUUCUCUUUCUCUUCAUAUUUUCUCACGUAUACAACAUGAUUCUUCUAAUGGAUGGGAACAUGGGAGCGUAUAUCAUCACAGAUUACAUGGGCUUACGAAAUGAAAAUUUCAUGAAAAUAGCUGCAGUAGGGACCUGGAUGGGCGACUUUGUGACCGCGUGGAUGGUUACUGAUAUGAUGCUUCAGGACACUGCCUAUCCUCACUGGGGAAAGGCUGCAAGAGCUUUAUGGAAGAAAGGACAAGUUAGGAUCAUUUUAUUCUGGACAGUUCUUUUCACUCUGACUUCAGUGGUUGUAACUAUCAUCACAACGGACUGGAUCAGCUGGGACCAUCUCAACAGGGGAUUUUUGCCCAGUGAUGAAGUUUCCAGAGCAUUCCUGGCUUCUUUUAUUUUGGUGUUUGACCUCCUUAUUGUCAUGCAGGAUUGGGAAUUUCCACAUUUCAUGGGAAUGGUUGAUGUAAACCUUCCUGGGUUACACACCACUCAAAUGCAGUUCAAGAUUCCUUUCUUCGGGAAGAUCUUUAAAAAGGAACAUAGUAUUCGCAUAACAGGUAAAUGGUUUAACUAUGGAAUUAUCUUUAUCGUCUUGAUUUUGGAUCUUAAUAUGUGGAAGACUCAGAUAUUUUAUAUACCUCAUGACUAUGGACAAUAUGUUGGUCCAGGACAGAAGAUAUAUACAGUAAAGGACUCGGAAAGCUUAAAGAAUUUGAACAGAACUAAGCUCUCCUGGGAAUGGAGGUCCAAUCACACUAACCCAGAGACUAAUAAAACCUAUGCUGAGGGGGACAUGUUCUUACACAGCAGAUUCAUUGGGGCUAGUAUUGACGUCAAGUGUCUGGCUUUUAUUCCAAGUUUGAUGGCUUUUGUGUGGUUUGGAUUCUUCAUUUGGUUCUUUGGACGAUUUCGGAAAAAUGAACAAGGCAUGGAGAAUCAAGACAAAACAUACACACGCAUGAAAAGAAAGUCUCCAUCAGAGCAUAGUAAAGAUAUGGGAAUCACUCGAGAAAACACACAGGCCUCGGUGGAAGACCCAUUGAAUGAUCCUCCUUUGGUUAGCAUCAGGUCUGAUUUCAAUGAGAUUGUCUACAAGUCUUCCCACCUAACAUCAGAAAACUUGAGCUCACACUUGAAUGAACCUACUGGCCCCAUAGAAGCAGAUCCAGAUCCAACAAUUUCUAUAAGUACACCUACGAACUAGUCACUCACUUACUUGAAGAUAGCACACAAAGCAACCUUGAGUGUAACUUUAAGUUAGUGUUUCCUUUUGUAUAUGUAAGGUUUACGUAGUAUUAGGUUAAGAAAUACAAACAAUGCCACAACGGUGCUCAACAUGCUUUUUCUAGGACUCAUUGUUUUCUAUUCGUAUUAUGAUACAUGUGCCUACUGUAUAUCUAACAGUCCUCUAGAAAUUGCUUUUCACAAUUGCACAGGCUAUUCACUGACUUUACAGCAUAGGUUAGCUGAUUUCCUGCAUAUCUGAUGUUCAACCAUAGUGGUGCCUUGAGACAUUAACUGUUUUUAACUGUACCAGAAAUGAAGUGUGGAAUAGUUUUUGUAUGCAAUUAUUUUGAUCUACACUUGAUGUCUGAGCAAGAAGCUGAUGCAGUCAAGACAUGGCUCAGGAAGUAUUUCUUAGUUUCUUAUGCAGCUGCAGAGUUAGUGACUUUGACAGCUGAACUGCGGAGAAGCAUGGUGAUUACCUCUGAAUUUUAUUGGCUGUCUGCCAAAAACAAAUACAGGUACAAAAUUCAGUAAUAGGAGAAUGAUAAUCCAACAUGGGUCACUACUUGUGAAAUGUGACUUUCUCCAACCAGUAAUUGCAAUCAGAUGAUAAUACUUAAUUAUGUUGUCCUAAUUAAAGAUAAAUUGCUACUUGAUUAAAAUCCUUGCCCUUCACCUUUGGGACAAAGGUUAAGAAGCACAGUUGAAUGAACUACCAAAUUUAUUAGCAUCUACACAAAGCCCUAGAAGACCAAGGAACUGAAGUUUUAAUCAUGCAAGGGUUGCAUAAUGUACCAUCUAUAAUAUUUGUACAUCUUUCUGUAAACAUGGCUCUGAAUAGUGAAAACUGAAAACAUAUUCCAAUCCUGAGCAAGGGAACUCCUCUAAAUCAUGCAGCAGAACCUUGUGAGGUAGAAAAAGAUGUGCAUGAAAGAAUCUGUUUUGUGGCUUGUUAUGUGUGUGCGUUUGUUUUUGAUUUUUAAAGAAUUAAACACCUCACAUUAAUAAAAAUUAUAAAUCAGUGA